Messenger RNA from Halichondria panicea, 2759 nucleotides. RefSeq names its product SH3 and PX domain-containing protein 2A-like. The transcript is spliced from 12 exons. Gene Ontology annotation, cellular component: cytoplasm. Gene Ontology annotation, molecular function: phosphatidylinositol binding; superoxide-generating NADPH oxidase activator activity; protein binding. Gene Ontology annotation, biological process: superoxide anion generation. Lineage: Eukaryota; Metazoa; Porifera; Demospongiae; Suberitida; Halichondriidae. The record is from RefSeq and is a predicted model, not a curated record. The coding region runs from base 123 to 2531 and encodes 802 amino acids.
AAUCAUAACAGCAGCUAGACCUACUUAACUGUAAACUGUAAACAUUCAAAUACUUUAUAUAGGCUACUGCUGGCAGUUCCUUACUUAUUCUGUAAAUCAGUAGAAUUGUUGUACGAGAGAGAAUGCCGUGGAAACGCUCCUCAAGGUCAGAGAUAGUGCACAUUGUGGUCACUGGCUACCAGAAGAAGAAAUCUCCAAACAAAUACUAUGUGUUUGUGAUUGACAUAACAUGGAAUAACUCCGAAAGAUUCGAGGUUUAUCGUCGCUACAGUGAUUUUUUCUCUUUCCAGACGACACUCAAGGCUCUUUUCCCGGGUGCUGCUGGCAAGAAAACGGAUACUAGGGUGAUCCCCCAGUUACCAAAGCGAAUAUUUGUCGGAAGGAGCCACGUUGCCAAGGUAGCAGAAGCAAGACUGGAACAAAUCAAUAGAUACUGUCAGACUCUGAUCAGUCUAGAGCCGUUGAUCUCUGAGAGUGUCCAUGUGAUUGGUUUCUUUAGCCCACGAAGCACAGACAAACCACUUCCAAAGCUUCAUCUACACAGACCAGCCUCCAUACAUCCUCAGAAGAUUCCGGCAGGUAGUCUAUUUGAGGAUUACUGUGCUCUGGCAGAAUACCAGGCCGAGGACGAGUCUCAAAUCUCUUUUAGUCCUGGGGAGAAGGUGCUAGUGUUGUCUAAAGAUGAUUCAGGUUGGUGGAUGUGCAGUGUGGACGGAGGUAAGGUGGGCUGGGCCCCUCCCUCCUACCUCAAGAAAUGUGAGAAGAACAGUGACGGAGAUAGUGACACAGACGAUGAAUACAUUGGAUUUCCCGAUUCCUACGCUAAGGAGAAAGACUCUGAUGACAGUGGUGUGGGGGACCACGAAUCUACGCCCGAUAGCUCGUUGAUGCAAGGCUUUAAAGCCCCCGAGAUAGAUGCGGAGGCGUACAAGGCGAUAGACUCGUACGAGGCUGAGGGUCCAGGUCAGGUGACCUUUGAGGCCGGCAGCACUGUGCAUGUCCUGGAUAAGAUGGAGGAUGGAUGGUGGUUUGUGAGCAAUGGUGUUGAUGAGGGCUGGGCUCCGUGUAGUUACCUGGAAAACGGAGGAGAUGAAGAGGAGGUGGCCAUCUCCAGCCUAGAUAUUCAAAAGUAUGUGACCCUGGAGGAGUAUAAAGCUGAGGAGGACGACGAGAUGUCAUUUGUAAAGGGCAUUACAGUUGACGUGAUUCAGAAAAGGCUGGAUGGAUGGUGGCUGAUCAAACUACACUCUAGGAUAGGUCUGGCACCAGCCACUUUCUUGAAGAAGCUCUCGAGCCCCUGCCCUCAGAGUGAGUCAGGAGAGGAGCCCCUUUUUCGUAAGGUCAAUGUGGUGACGGCUUCGUCUCCUCCACAACCUGAGUUUCUGAUCACCAACAAGCAACCACCAAGAAAGCAAUCGGUUCGUUAUCGAGCUAGUAUGAAGAAGAACAUAUUAAACAAACCUCAAGCUGAGAAGAGAAUUCUCUCACCUCUCCACCAAGUACAGACCACUCCCCUCUCUCCGAUCUCAUCCGAAGUGACAAGUGAUCCCGGUAAAAGCCUGGCUAAAGGGCGUUUAAAUGCACCAAUACCUGCACCAAGAACUGCCCGCAACUUAAGCCCAAUCUCUUCCGAUUCUGAGCCAGAAUCACAAGGGCAGAGCAAAUCACAGCCUCCAAAAUCGCCAAGAAUGGUCAAACGUGGUUUGGAAAGUAGGAUCAAAAAGUUCGAGAAACGUAGAGAGUCAGAAUCUUCAAUGAGCGAGGACAGUAUUCCUGCCUCCCACAAAUCAGAGCGUCUUUCUAAGCAAAUAUCCUCUCCAGAUGUGCACACAGAUUCACAUGUAAAAGUACACGGAAAAUCUUACUCAGUGGAUGAAGUAUCAGAAGACAGAAGGAGGGGGGAAGUUCCAACACCACCCCCUCGCCCUCACAGAGCUGAAAUGAACCGGCUGCAUGUUCCAGUUAUCCCCAAGAUUACCGAGGAUCUGUUAGCAGACGAUUCUCCUUCCUCAGGCCCAAAUAGACCAGCUAGACCGAGAGUGAGUGAGAUACGAAGAGCCAAGGAUAAAUCACGAUCUACGAGUCCUUACAGGUUGGACGGAGAAGGAGACACUGAUGCUUCCUCCGUGUUCUCUAUGAGCUCAAAAAGUUCAUCAGAAGUUUCCUCCAAAGCACAUCACAGAAAAGUUCACAAGAAACUAAGCACUGUUGACACACCUUCUGCCUCUUUGUUGCCUCCACCUGUACCUCGACGAAAGAGCACUAGUGAUGCAGACAUUGACGAAGCUUGUGCUCCACCCCUUUCAGCUCCACCCCAACGACUGCCCACAGACACUUCACAAGCUGCCAAUCCACUCAGCCAGCAAAUGGCAGACACACUGAUCAAGUACAUUUUAGCGUCAGAGGACCCAGGACUCAAAGACGCUUUACGUCAAAUCAUCACGAGCAACCCUCAAGCAAUGAAGGUCAUACAGGGUGAUACGGGAGUGCAAGGUGGAAGGCCACCUACUCCCCCACAGAGACCUUAUUGAUAAAUAUCAUACACACUACCGGUAUCUUUUCAUGCAAUCACAUUCAUAUACGUCACAGAGAACAAUUUCCCACUAAUAAAGUGCUAAGUAUUUAUUUAUAAUUAUUUUGUUUACUCACUUCACUCAAAUUUUUAAUUAAAAGAUAUCAUUCUAUUUUGUGUAUAACCCUCUGUAUUGUGCGUCCAUAAUUAUACGUUGUUCAAGGAUAGCAGUUGAUCUGCUGAUUAA